Messenger RNA from Mesitornis unicolor (brown roatelo), 1770 nucleotides. It is a transcript of the gene TRIM29, whose product is annotated as tripartite motif containing 29. The coding region runs from base 1 to 1770 and encodes 589 amino acids. NCBI's taxonomy places the organism in Eukaryota, Metazoa, Chordata, Aves, Mesitornithiformes, Mesitornithidae. The transcript has 9 exons. Gene Ontology annotation, molecular function: zinc ion binding. The record is from RefSeq and is a predicted model, not a curated record.
AUGGAAACGGGGAGUGCAGCAAGGACAAAUGGUACCACUGGGAAACCAGAAGAUGUGAAGAGUCCGUCUGCCCCCAAAAAGGAAGAAGAAGCGAAGAAGACUACAAGCCCCGGUGGAGGUGAGAAGGAACCUAUGAAAGGCACUGGCAGUGCUGCUCUGGAGGCUGGGCAAAUCAAGAGCUCACUCUUCUCUGGGAGUGACUGGAAGAGGCCCAUCAUUCAGUUUGUGGAGUCGUCCGAUGAGAAGAGAUCGACCUACUUCAGCAUGGAUUCGGCAGAUCCAAAGAAGAUGCAGUAUGCCAGUGGACAGAUAGGAGACAUGAGGAGACCAGCCCUCUCCUUUGCAGACAAAGGCGAUCUCAGGAAGUCCCUCUUCUCCUUGGAUUCCAAAAAGAGCUUCCUGCCUAGUGAAGGGGAAGGGAGGAAGUCGUUGUUCUCUGGGGGGCAGAUGGGGGACCUGAAGAAAACUUCCCUCCCUCUGGUGGAGACAGGGGACCUGAGAAGAUCCACCUUCAACAAGCCCGACAGAGCAGCUGGGUCACGGCCCAGGGUGAAGCUCGAGGAUGUUCUGUGCGAUUCCUGCAUCGACAACAAGCAAAAGGCCGUGAAGUCCUGCUUGGUGUGCCAGGCUUCCUUCUGUGAGCUGCACCUCAAGCCCCAUCUGGAGGGAGCAGCUUUCCGGGACCACCAACUGCUGGACCCCAUCAGGGACUUUGAAGCAAGAAAAUGCCCUGUGCAUGGGAAGACCAUGGAGCUGUUCUGUCAGACAGACCAGAUGUGCAUCUGCUACCUCUGCAUGUUCCAGGAGCACAAGAACCACAGCACAGUGACAGUGGAGAUCGAGAAGGCGGGAAAAGAGGCUGAGCUUUCACUGCAGAAAGAGCAGCUGCAGCUGAAGAUCAUCGAGGUAGAAGAUGAAAUGGAUAAGUGGCAGAAGGAGAGGGACCGGAUCAAGAACUACACCACCAAUGAGAAAGCCACAGUGGACCAGCAUUUCAAAGAGCUGAUCCGUGACCUGGAGAGGCAGAGGGAUGAAGUGAAGGCUGCCCUGGACCAGAGGGAAAAGAUUGCAUCAGAGAAUGUGAAGGAAAUUGUGGAUGAGCUAGAAGAGAGGGCAAAGCUCCUGCGGGAGGACAAGGAGAACAGGGAGCAGAUCCACCAGAUCAGUGACUCUGUGCUCUUCCUGCAGGAGUUUGGGGCUUUGAUGCGGAAUUACGUACCCCCUCCAUCUCUCCCGACAUACAGUGUGCUGCUUGAAGGGGAGAGCAUGAGUCCAUCUAUGGGACUCCUCAGAGAUGACCUCCUAAACGUCUGCAUGAGGCACGUGGAGAAGAUCUGCAAGGCAGACCUCGGCCGCAACUUCAUAGAGAGGAACCACAUGGAGAAUGGUGACCACCGGUACAUGAUGAACAACUAUGAGUGGAACCAGCCUGACAACUUGAAGAGAUUUUCCAUGUUCCUGUCUCCCAAAGCCAGUUUCAACCCACGAUCAUGGGAAUUUUCCUCCUUCCAAGCGACUGAGGAAACACUUGGCAACGGUACUAAGCUGCCUUUUCAGUUCUCCUCGGUGGGACAGAAUCCGCCCGGUGACUUCAGCAAACAAUCUGAUGGGAGCCUCUUCACUAAGACCGCUUAUCCUUCAAUAGUGAGACAUCAGUCUGCAAAGGUGACGCCACAGACAUGGAAAUCCUCUAAGCAGUCUGUAUUGUCACAUUACCGCCCCUUUUACGUCAACAAAGGCAAUGGAGCCACUUCCAACGAGGCACCUUGA